CUGAAGCCCACCGACUAGUAGGCGUAUUCGUGAAUUAUGGAGUGGAGGCAAAAAAUUCGUCGGAGCUUGUCUGCUAACAUCGAAAUAGAUGUUGUGUAACUCUUACUUUUGGACUUACUAUCUGUAGCGAAAAAGUGUUGUUGUAAAGUGUUUUGCUAGUUUUAUCGUGUAAAGUGGUUGCGAAAACACAAAUAAUUUACACUGGUCUUGAAGUGGGGUGAAAUAUUUAAGCUCUUCGCAACAUUUUCGACACCAGAGCAUACAACAGCAUACAAGUUCUCGCAACAGCACAGUUUCUCCGUGCCCUGACAUGGAUCGAAAUUUUCCCACCAGUAGACACAGCUUCCGAAACCCAUUCGGUAGGCGGCCAUGGAUGGAGCAGAGUGGUGCAGCUGCCGCGGCUGGAGGCGGCACCGGGCUAAAGGGUAUCGUAGCCGGUGGAAUCACCGGUGGUAUCGAAAUUUGCAUCACAUUCCCGACCGAGUACGUCAAAACGCAGCUCCAGUUAGACGAGAAAGGUGCUACCAAGCAGUACAAUGGGAUUGUGGACUGUGUCAAGAAAACGGUUAAAGACAAAGGUUUCUUUGGUCUGUACCGUGGUUUGAGCGUACUGCUUUACGGAUCCAUACCCAAAUCGGCAGUCAGGUUCGGUGCCUUCGAAACCUUCAAAGGGCAGCUGAUAGAGCCUAACGGUCAGCUAAGUACAUCGGGAAAGCUGCUAGCUGGUCUCGGUGCGGGAGUAGCUGAGGCCAUUCUCGCCGUAACUCCGAUGGAAACUGUGAAGGUGAAAUUCAUCAACGAUCAACGAAGCGCGAAUCCAAAGUUUAAGGGGUUCUUCCACGGUGUUGGUAUGAUUGUACGACAAGAAGGUAUGUCUGGUGUAUACAAGGGACUUACAGCCACUAUCAUGAAGCAAGGAUCGAACCAAGCGAUUCGGUUCUACGUGAUGGAAUCGCUCAAGGAACUUUACAAGGGUGACGAUCAAUCGAAGCCCGUACCAAAGAUGAUGGUCGGUGCGUUUGGUGCCGUAGCAGGAGCAGCUUCCGUAUUUGGAAACACUCCGAUUGAUGUGGUCAAGACGCGCAUGCAGGGUCUGGAGGCAUCCAAAUACAAGAAUACCGUCGAUUGCGCAUUGAAGAUCUGGAAAAACGAAGGCCCGCUCGCAUUCUACAAGGGUACCGUGCCACGACUGAGCCGUGUCUGCUUGGAUGUGGCCAUCACCUUCAUGAUAUAUGACUCGUUUAUGGAACUUUUCAACAAAUUCUGGCGUUAAUCGAAACAGUUUCAAGCUACCACACAUUGCCAAUUAAUGCGCAAAAUCUUGUCAUGACACGAAAACGUCACACAUGCUUCUCAUCAACAACAAAUUAUGAUAAGACUUGAAAAUGUACGCGCAUCUCAACUAUUGUUGUCAGGGUACUAUUAGGAACAUAGGAAAACCUCCAUCAAUCCAGGACGCAAAGUCUACGGACAGGCAUUUUUAGUAGAAAUAGUUUCAAUCUACUCGUAAUAAGCGACAUCUAUCACAAACCGUAGGGUAUGCAUAUGAAACCAAGCAAAAAAUACUAACGGUUGUCCGUUGAUCGGAAUGAACGUAGUUUGUUGAAGCUCAACAGAAAAGCACCGCGUUAAAAUGUAAUUUGUUAAGUGCACAAACCUCAACAUAGAGAGAACACCUUGCGGCUACGAGAACUUAGGAAUGAGCCUAGCUACGAUUCCGAUUCAUAACAUUACCAAUUUGCUUUCUGCAGUGCAUGCUUCCGUAUUUUUUAUCUUUCCGUUGCCUAACAACCAGCCAUUCCAUAUUUACCGUACUUAGGCUAUUGAUUCGAAUCAAAAGUGCACCCGAACAAAAGAGGUGCACUGAAAACUUUAACUCGUACAUUCUUGACAUGCAUGCUUAUUUUACAAUGUUACAAUUUAUGAUUUUAUUUACUGUGUUGUGCUAUAAUAUAGCAAUGUUUUACGAUAUCUGUUUUUUGACAACAAUUGGAGAAAACUGAAAAGAGUCAUGCCUAUUUAUUGUUCGAUGUGUAAUAUAUUAUAAUAA
Topomyia yanbarensis is the source of this 2050-nucleotide messenger RNA. RefSeq names its product putative tricarboxylate transport protein, mitochondrial (gene sea). Gene Ontology annotation, biological process: mitochondrial citrate transmembrane transport. The record is from RefSeq and is a predicted model, not a curated record. Bases 311 to 1273 code for a protein of 320 amino acids. The transcript has 4 exons. NCBI's taxonomy places the organism in Eukaryota, Metazoa, Arthropoda, Insecta, Diptera, Culicidae.